Molecule: messenger RNA, 5701 nt
Organism: Cloeon dipterum
Lineage: Eukaryota; Metazoa; Arthropoda; Insecta; Ephemeroptera; Baetidae
Product: ankyrin repeat domain-containing protein 50-like
Exons: 16
Coding region: 333-4520 (1395 amino acids)
Molecular function (GO): protein binding
Source: RefSeq, a predicted model, not a curated record
GAAGUGAUAGCGUUCCGAGGAGACAGGAUCGGCUGCGAGCAGAAAGUUAGCAGAAAGAAGUCGGGGCUCGGAUCAGAGCCAGAGGAGUAUCGUAUCAAGUGGUGUUCUGGUGUCGGUGUGUGCGUCCGAGACUGUCUUCUUCCGUACGCAACGUCGGACCAACCGCGGCGUCCGCGAAUUUUCGCCUGGCAGUUGGCAUCCCGCGCAUCGGCGACGACCUCCGCUCCCGCAGGGGCCAGCUCGGCGUCGUCCAAGUCGCAGAAUUUCGCGAAAUGAGUGGCGACUCGGCGUCGGCGGUGGCCCUCGACGGCUAGGCGUGGCCCCAGCGCAGCAUGGCCGAGUCUCUGCUGCACGGCAAACGCUUCUACUGCCGAGAAUGGGCCUUCAUGAAGCUGUCGCACUGCCUGGAGCAGCGGCACGCGUCCAAGGCGGGCGGCGCCCUCAUCCUCGGCGGCGCCGGCUGCGGCAAGACGGCGCUCUGCUGCGAGCUCGUCUGGCCCUCGGUCGGCACCGGACAGGGCGGCUACCGCCAGAGGUCGCUCCACCGCAGGCUCCUCGCCUACCACUUUUGUCAGGCGCACGAUGUGUCAUCGUUGUCGCCGGCGGACUUCGUGCGGCACCUGGUGCAGCAGUUGCGGGUGUCCGAGCUGCUGUCGCCGCACUUUGAAGAGAAGCUGCGCGACCCGGAGAUCGUGAACGCGCUGCGGCCGGAGGUGUGCGAGCGCGACCCUGACGAGGCGUUUAAGAAGGCGGUGCUGUUCCCGCUGCUGGAGCUGGACCCUCCCAAGCAGUGCUGCUUCAUCCUGGUCGACUCGAUCGACGAGACCAACGUGUCCGGGCCCGGCGAGAAGCUGGAGCGCGGCGGCUCGUGCGGCAGCGCCGGCUCCUUCUCCAUGGUGGCCGGACGCAGCAAGACGGUCGGCGAGCUGCUCGCCAACCACCACCAGCUGCUGCCCCAGUGGGUCCUGCUCAUGUGCACCGCCAGGAGGUACAAUAGGGGCAUGGCGCGGAUGUUCGCCGGCUUCCGGAAGCUGUCACUGGACGAGGUGCGCAAGGCGAACGUGGUCAAAGACGUGCAGCAGUACAUUCUGGCGCGGCUCGACUCGGAGCCGGCGCUCAGGGCGCACAUGGGCCGCGACGACACCGCCGAGCUGCUCAACCAGCUGCACAUCAAGAGCCACGGCUGCCUGCUGUACGCCGAGCGCAUCCUCGACGCCGUCGCCGCCAACUCGAUCGUGCUGCGCGAGAUCAGGGAGAUCCCCGGCACCCUCAACGGCCUCUACCUCUGGCUGUGCCAGAGGAUCUUCACCAGGAAGCAGUUCAGCCGCGUGCAACCCCUCAUCAACGCCAUCCUCGCGGCCAGGUCGCCCCUCAACGAGCCUGACCUCCUCGGCUGUGUCAAGGCUUACCAGGAGUCAAUCUCCAGAGAGGAAUUUAGCAAAAGACUGAACGUUCUGAAGCGAGUGCUGGUGGAACGGAACGGCCGGUAUUUGUUGUUCCACCACAGCUUCGCCGAGUGGCUGGUGGACGUGAAGCACUGCACGCAGAAGUACCUGUGCAAGACGGUCGAGGGGCACGCGCUCAUCGCCAAAAGCCUGUCGAGCCGCGGCUCGGACCUCGCGGCCGACGAGGUGCAGACCCUGGCGUCGCACCUGGUGCGCCUCGAGGGCAUCCAGGACUCGAACCGGCCCGAGCACACCACCGUCGACCGGCACACGCUCGCCUUGUGGCUCGUCAUGACCGACGUACCUGUCGACGACUGCCUCAGGACCACCGACGCCUCGCCCAAGGACCAGCGGGCCCUCAGGCUGCUCCUCGAGGCCGGCGCCAAGCCCCGACUCAGUGAAAUGGACGACAUUGUUCAGAUUGCCUCUGAUGAGUGCAGUCCCGAGGGGAGUGAUUUGGACCCGCUGGCAGACCUGCUCAGGGCUACUGCGUCGGGACUGGGACAAGACUGUGAAGGUGGCGGAGAAAGCCUGACUCUGAGCGGGUCCAACUCCGGAGGUUCCUUAUUGCACGCCCUCUGCGCCGAGGGCAACUCAAGACUUGUGGCUCUCCUGCUAGCCAGGGGAGGCGUCGACCUCGAAGCAUCAGACAGGACUGGCCAGACUGCGUUGAAUUUGGCAGCCAGACACGGGCACGCGGAAAUAGUCACUUUGCUCCUCGAGGCGGGAGCUGAACCUGACCGUGCUGACGUCGAUGGCUGGACCCCCCUCAGAUCUGCGGCUUGGGGUGGUCACGUUGCCACGGUGGAAGUGCUUUUAAAGAGAGGAGCCGACGUCGAACGGGCUGACGCGGAGGGCAGAACGGCCCUGAGAGCAGCUGCGUGGGGCGGGCACGAGGAAAUCGUGCUGCAGCUCUUGCGAGCCGGCGCCAAAGUCGAUGGCUGUGAUGCUGAAGGGAGGACGCCCUUGAUUGCCGCCGCUUACAUGAGCCACGCGGAGAUCGUCGAGCACCUGCUCGAGUUCGGGGCUGACCCUGACCACGAGGACUCGGACGGACGCACCGCUCUCUCGGUCGCAGCUCUCUGCGUGCCGGCCAGCGAAGGAUACACCAAAGUUGCCAAUAUUUUGCUAGAGAAAGCAGCUUCGGUGGACCACGAAGACCGCGACGGCAUGACCCCGUUGCUUGUAGCUGCUUUUGAAGGACACAAGGAAGUGUGCGAGCUGCUUUUGGAGUACGAAGCCGACCCAGAGCACGCGGACAAAGGCGGCCGGACGCCGCUGUGGGCUGCGGCCUCAAUGGGCCACUGCGGGGUGGUCGCCCUGCUGCUCUUCUGGGGCUGCAGCGUCGACAGCAUUGACAACGAGGGCAGGACUGUUUUAAGUGUUGCCUCUGCUCAGGGAAGUGCAAAGGUUGUCCGGCUGCUCCUUGACAGGGGCCUCGACGAAAUGCACAGAGACAAUGCUGGAUGGACGCCGCUGCACUAUGCAGCUUUUGAAGGACACAUCACGGUUUGUGAGGUGCUGCUCGACGUUGGUUCAAAGCCUGAUGAAAUCGACAACGACGGCAAGAAUCCAGUCAUGCUCGCUUCUCAAGAAGGACACGUGAGCGUGGUGUCGCUGCUCGUGCAGCGGGGCGCCAACCCAAACCACAGGGCGCACGACGGGAAGACAGCAUUGCGGCUGGCGGCGGUCGAGGGCCACCGCGAGGUGGUGCGCACCCUGAUCAAGGCCGGCGCCGACCCCAACACCAAGGACGCCGACGGCCGCUCAACACUGUACGUGCUGGCGCUGGAGAACCGCGUCUCGAUGGCCCGCUGCCUGAUCGCCGAGUCGGCGUCGUUCGGCCCGCCGGCGCCGCCGCCCCGCGGAGGCCUGGCCACGCCCACCUCGCUGCCGCCGCUGCUCGACCUCGAGGGCGCCGACAGCGAGGGCCGCACGCCGCUCCACGUCUCCGCCUGGCAGGGACACACCGACAUGGCCGCCCUUCUGCUCGACGCCGGCGCCGACGUCAACGCCACCGACAAGGAGAAGCGAACGGCGUUGCAGUCCGCCAGUUGGCAGGGUCACUCUGCGAUCGUGCGAUUGCUGCUGAGUCGAAACGCCAAGGUGGACCACACGUGCAGCCAGGGAGCGACCGCGCUGUGCAUCGCAGCCCAGGAAGGACACGUUGCGUGCGUCAAGGCGCUGCUGCAAGGCGGCGCAGACCCGCACCACUCAGACAGAUGCGGCCGCACGGCUCUCAGGGUCGCAGCCAAGUCUGGCCACGAGGAGAUCGUGCGACUGCUCGAGGAGGCCGCCGCCGCCACCGGUGCCAUGCACCACCGAUCCAAACACAGUGCGAGCAGCAUCGCGUCGACGGUGGAGACGAAGGUGUCGUCGGCCGUGCUGAUGCCUCCGUCGUACCGGUCGCACUCGCCAGUCGGCGGUCAGGACGUCAGCCCGGACAGCACCUCGGACCUGAAGCGCCGCUCGUACAUCUCGGUGGGCAACCAGUCGUCGAGCAAGAGCAGCUCCAACUUCACCGGCUCCUCCACCAAGUCUGCUCAGGGCGUAACCCUGGUGCAGCAGCCCAGGAUGGACCUCUCCUUCACCCAGCAGCUGCAACGUGCCUCCAAACACCGGCCCCUCAGUCAGGUGCUGCUGCUGUCGCCGCUGAGCGAGCCGCAGAGUCCGAUCUACGCGUCGCCGCCGCAAUCGCCGCUGAGCGACUCGAGCGUGCGCAACAGCAACAGCUCGCCGCCCAAGGGCGAGCGGCCGACGCUGGCCAACUCGACGGCCAUCAACUCGCCGUUCCCGGACACGAUGCCGGUGUCGCUGGCGCCGCUGUCGUUCACGCAGGACUCGCACAUGCGCAUCAUCCUGGGCAGCCGGCCGACGCCGCUCGACAACUCUGCCAAGUCGAAGCGCAACGGCAUCGCCACCAACCCCAACCUCAAGACCAGCGCCAACAGCGUGGCCGGCGGCAUCAAGGUCGGCCUGAAGAACGGCUUCGAGGCGGCCAGGAAGCAGGUCACGGCCAAGUGCCAGGCCACCAGGAGCAACGGCUUUCCCUGGAAGAAGGAGACGCCGCUCUAACCUCCUCCCCCUCUCACUCUCUCGUCGGUGUCUUUGAAAUUUCAUCGCUGUUUUUCGAUAUUAGCCUCUCUCCUAUAGACGGCAGCUGCUACGCUUUGUGAAAAAUUUCCGGGUCUUUGUCACAGCGAUUUUUUUUGUUUAAAUUGGAUAAUAUAAUUAAUUUAUAAAUCAAACGGUCUGCUUCAAAUUAGGAAGCUUUGGCACAUUCCAAGCUUUGUUUUGUGUCCAACUGAAAGUAAAAGUCAAUUUUGCCAAUUUUCAAGAAAGCGAGAAAAGUGAAAUUUCAUCAGCAUCAGCAGAGCCAUCUCAUCAUUGCCAAAAGUAAUACCAAGACUUACGUAUAAGGAGCAGGUUGUAAAUAAAACUGACAGAGGUGCUAGACGGAUGUGAGAAGAACGAAAAUAAUACGUGUUAUUAUUUCAACUCGAUGAGCAAUUAAUUAACCUUAAGGCCUACCGCGCGUGAGGAUGUUUGGAGCAAAGUGACAGCCUAAUUGAUUCGAGUAUAUUUGCUCGUCGCGUGUGAUAUUUAUUUGUGGAGAUUAAAUUCGUUUAGUAAUUUAUCGUGUCGAAUUAAACAAAUUAAAUAGUGAUACCUCUCUCUGUCUGAAUAACUGUGUGUGUGAGUUGUGAAAUUAAAUUUUAAUUUUCUCGAGAAACACCGCGUUCAGUGCACCCCCCGACCGUCUCUAUGUUUUGAGGGUUAACUUGUGAUCUCAUUAGUUCAUCAUUUUGCCGAAUUUUUUACAAUGCACGCUUGGAAGUUGCGUGUACACUUAAUGUUAAUUAACAAGACGUAGCCCGUUAGUCGGACCACUGCCUCCUCUAAGCCGUUGCACGUUCAAUCGCAUAUUAUAUUAUAUUUUAUAUGUUUUCCUGCAUUUGAUUGUGUAUUAAAUCGAAAACCGUUGAGCGUCUUGUGCUUUGCUUGAUUUGCUCUCGAGGAAAGAAACGCACUCUCAAGUCAUGUCGGUUACUAUAUGAUAAUAAUAAUAAUAAUUAUGUAUUAUGUAUAAUGCACCAGUAUUUUCUUGAAUUAAUAUUACAACAAUAAGCCUUUGAAAAGAAUAAUCUAUGAAAUUACACAGUACACACCUGAGGAAUGAUAUAUUUAUGUGAAUGUAAAAUUAGGGAGACCAUUAUUUAAACAUCAAUAAAAGAUGCAAGUACCAGAAUAUAAAA